Messenger RNA from Oryzias melastigma (Indian medaka), 2716 nucleotides. RefSeq names its product endothelial cell adhesion molecule a (gene esama). The transcript has 7 exons. Gene Ontology annotation, molecular function: cell-cell adhesion mediator activity. The record is from RefSeq and is a predicted model, not a curated record. Gene Ontology annotation, biological process: homophilic cell-cell adhesion. The coding region runs from base 253 to 1581 and encodes 442 amino acids. Gene Ontology annotation, cellular component: plasma membrane; adherens junction. Lineage: Eukaryota; Metazoa; Chordata; Actinopteri; Beloniformes; Adrianichthyidae.
GUGCGGUUCCUCCUCCUCCUCCGCGCGCUCCUCUCUGCCUCCUCCCGUGGAGCUGAUAACUUCACAGCUGAACUCGCAGCCGGUGAGGAUCGCGCGCGGACACGGAGGUCGCUCGCAUUCCCGCUUCCGCUCAGCAUCCGCGGCUCCUCACCUGACGCGUCCGUUGCCUUCCCGGCCAGCGUGUCGGCGGGGAGCGCCCGGGAGGAGGAGCGGGGCAGAACCCCAAGGACGGGAACACCUGAGCGGGUCAGCAUGGAGGGCUGCCGGAAAGUUGCGCUGCUCUCAGUGCUGUGUCUGUGGGAACUGUCAGGACUUUGGGCCCUGACCAACGUUGACGUGGUGAGGGGGGGGCAGGUGGAGCUGAAGGCCUUGUCAACCACCAACAUCGCUCAGAGCGGCAGCACUGUCAUCUGGAACCAUUUUUCUGACAAAUUUGAAUUGGUCAUCUCCUACAACAAAGGCUCUACAACUUUCGGCAGCCCGUUCAAGGGCCGCGUUGGUUUUGUCAACCAGAUGCCGUCACAGGACGUGUCGUUGUUGAUCAACAAAACCCAGGAGUCGGACUCGGGGCGCUACGUCUGCCAGGUCAUAGCGUCUGAGACCGGGACAGAAUCCUCCGUCACAGAAUUCAUUCUAAAUGUGAAGGUUCCUCCGUCUCCUCCUAACUGCUCGGUGAUAGGGACGCCUGUCCUGAAAGGAAAUGUGACUCUGAGCUGCGUGUCCAGUGAGGGGAAACCGACCCCUUUGUACCACUGGAAGAAAACCAAACCCAAAACUGAGAUCUUCUUCCCACCAAUGCAAAACUCUGAGGCCGGAACUCUGAAGCUCACCAACCUCAGCGACAACAUGACGGGACUCUAUGUCUGCACAGCCAACAACACAGUGGGGUCGGCGAACUGCUCCAUCAACCUGGAGAUCAUCAGGACCAAUAAAGUGGGAGUGAUUGUCGGAGCAACAGUGGGCUCAGUGCUAGGCUUCAUCUUCCUCAUCUUCCUCUGCGUUGGCUUCCUGGUUGUUUUCAGGAAGCGGAGCUACAAUGAAGACGACAUGGCCAAUGAAAUCAAAGAGGAUGCUCAGGCUCCAAAGCGCGUCUCCUGGGCAAAGAGUGGCAUGGGCUCGGAUGUCAUAUCCAAGAAUGGUACUCUGUCCUCCAUCGCGUCCAGCCCCCACCACAGAGGGUACUCUCGCCACCACGACAGUCAUCACCAGCAGCCCAGGCAUCCGGCGUCAGACACCGCCUCCAUCAUCACCGCCACAGGCAGCACAGGCGGCUACAGACCGUCUCGCCACCAGGGGGCCUCCACUCCCACCCACUACAACUACAACAACAGCUCCACCCUGCAGCGCGGCCCGCCGGCCGCCUCCCCCGAGCCCGUCACCAACGGGAGCUCCGUGCAGGAGCGCUACGGCCAGCUGCCCCAGGCCCAGAUGCUGCCGCAGACCUACGGCCACCCUCAGGCGCAGCCCGUUCCCUCGCCACCGCCGCUGCCCACCUCCACCAUCACUGCCUCCCACAUCAGCCGCAUGGGAGGGGUGCCCAUUAUGGUGCCUGCUCAAAACCAAGCAGGCUCGCUAGUGUAACCGAGCAGCUGUAUCUGGAAUUUCCUGAGGAAAACAUUCGGUUCAGUUCAUAAGUGACGUAACGGAGCAUCAAAGAAAAGAGGCUGCCUAUGUUUCAGAUGCAUUGAAGAAUAUAAUGUUUACUGUCUUUAAAUACCCAACAUUCUCACACUCUUCUUUAUUUUAUAUAGACAUGUAUUUUUCCAAUAACCUUUUUUCCAUAUUAUAAAUUAACUUCUUUAUUUGUUUCAUAUUAUGGUAAAAACAUCACUUUUUCAUUCUCUCUGUUGCUUCAUUUUGAAGGUGUAACAAUUAUUCGAUGAAUUUAUUUCUAUUCCUACAAUCCAGAUCAAGUUGGUAAUCAGAUUGAUUUCAAUGACUAAAAAAUCCUUUUAAAAUGGGAUAAAACGAUUUUCGAUUUUUUGUAAAAAUCGAUUGGAUUGAGACAUGGUAGGUUUAUUUCAUUAAAAAUGACGAAGAUGAACAAAAAACUGAUCAACCAUAAUUCCGGUCCAGUGUGUGGAAACACUUUGAAUAUAUCAAAGAUUAUUUUGGAAAAAGAUCAAUGGACUGAACUUUAUGAAACUAAAAUGUGAAUGGAUUUGACAUAAAUUCUUGUCUGUUCACAUAUUAGAUUUACACUUGAUUAUCUUGAAGAAAUACAAGAAUCUGGAAAACUUCACCUGCACAGUUCAGUACCAGGAAUUUAUCUCUGAGUCACACUGGUGGAUGUUUGGGAUAAAGAAGUCCUGGAUUCAUUGUGGGUCAGAGAAUUGGAUUAGAUCGGCAAACACAAAUUAUAAUAUGAAUCUAAUUUUUGUUCAAAUGAAUUGUUACACCCCUAUUUACAGGUUGAAAAAAGCAAACAAUGCGUGUCUGCUGUCUCAUGUCUGUUUCUCCUCGCUCUGGUUUUUUUCUGUAAAGCAACUAAAAGCAGAAGUUAAGAUCAUCAAGGCAACACAAGAGUCUGGAUGAUAACGCAGAUAUUACUAUGGCAGAAGUCUAACAGGAAAAGAAAAACAAAAGGCAGGAUUGAUUGUUUUGGUACCUCCAAACAUCAUAAUUCUUUAUAGAAUACUUUUUAUACUAAAAAAAAGCACAAAGUACAAAAAAAAAAAAAAAAAAAAUUCUUUAACACUUUUACUUAUCCAAUCCA